Wasmannia auropunctata (little fire ant) is the source of this 539-nucleotide messenger RNA. RefSeq lists its product as uncharacterized. NCBI's taxonomy places the organism in Eukaryota, Metazoa, Arthropoda, Insecta, Hymenoptera, Formicidae. The record is from RefSeq and is a predicted model, not a curated record. The coding region runs from base 12 to 329 and encodes 105 amino acids. The transcript has 3 exons.
CAAAUAAAGAUAUGUACCAAAAAAUGGAAGAACUUCUUAACAUCUAUAAUAUGGUAGUGACGAAAAUAAGAAAACAGAACGAUGUGUUUAUUGAAGCAAAUAAAAAAAUAAAUUCAUUAGAAAUGAAAUCAGUUUCUCAAGACAAUAUCACGAUUAGUAGGGACAUUUUAUGUUUUACAAGUGAAAUGCAAAACCUGUUUGCAAGUUCCGCAAACAACAACGCUGAGAGUAUGACUAAACUCAUUCAGUUGAAAGUACUCACCGAAACUAUUAUACGAGAAAAGCCACCAGUAGAAGGAGAGAACCCCCCCUCCCCAAACAACCCAUAGCUACUGCGUAUUCUCCAUUCUUAUUCCAUUCUGGUUACAAUAAAUUAUACGAUUGAUGUUAAAAUCUCCAUCAGAAUCGUUAUAAUAACUCUAAGCUUAAGAGAUUAGAUUAAUUAGAUUAUGGAAAUAACAAGAAUACAAAGUUAUUUUUCAAGUUCUUUAUUUCUUCUACUUUCUUAAUAAAUCAAUGAUUGUAGCUACUACAAACUG